UUAAAGGAUUUUGUAAAAGAAAAAAUGUCUUCUGCUUCGACCCAGAUCUCACAUAGUGGUCUUUCUUCCCCAUGGAAAACCCUAGAUCGCCGUCAUAGAGCAGCUCCGGCCACCGCGAUGCCGAGUCAUAGCUCCGGCCACCACGAGAAUAUAUUGGCAUACUCUUCAUCGCUUGUUAUUCGUGUUGAUGAAUUGAUUUUCGUAUCUUGAACAGUUCGCUAGUGGAACUCUUUCUCUCUUCAUCAUUGUAAUGUUUAUUCCACUGCAUAUGUGCUCCUUUUCUGGGCAUGGUACUGGCAGUGCUGCUGGCCUUACAGGAAUUAUGGUGGCAAAGCCAACUGAGUUUUCUUAUCAAGAACUAGCCGAGGCUACAAAUAACUUUAGUUUGGAUGAUUAAAUUGGUCAAGGUAGAUUAAAAGCUGUCUAUUAUGCAGAACUUAGAGGCGAGAAAACAGCAAUUAAGAAUAAGAAGACGAAUGUACAAGCUUCAACAGAAUUUCUUUGUGAGUUGAAGGUUAUCAGAAGUAGGAAAGAAUAUAGAUGCAAAUUUGAUCUUUGAUAUUGCACUGAAGCAUACCAACAAGUGCAUGUCGGUUCAGUAAUUCAACUUUCAAUAAAUGUCAAGGAGGUGAUGCAGCGAGUUUUAUUGCAUGGUAAAUCUGCAUUGAACCUGUUUAGAUUUAAUUUUCAUGAUGGCUGAAACAAUCACUAUUGUUAUUGUAAAUUUAUGUUGGAAAAAGAUCUAAAGCUAAAACAUUCUGGUAUUUAUAAAACAAAAUUGACACAUGCUGUCAAAAAGAGACACUAACCACCCAUAACUUGUUUUAUUAGCCUCACUCACUCUUGUUGGGCCAGCUCUGAACUCAUAACAUUCUUAGGUAAUUGUUGAAUCUGGUUUUGGACCUUGAGUUUACUGAAAUUUACUUGUGAUGAAAAAUUUUCACAUCAUGAAUGUUAUAGAAUGCAUACUUGUAAAAUUGAAAAAUAUGGACGCUUCUUAUACUUGGACUUAAACCUCAAAUUUGAAAGUAUAGGAAGCCUUUAAUGGCUCUAAUGUUCGUUUGCAGUUUGUCUAGGCUCUAAUAUUAGUGUACAUUGUUAAGUAAUUGUUGAAUAUGGUUUUGGACAUUGACUUUAACUUAGUCAUUUUCAUAUUCCUUACAUCCUGUCCUUUCAAGCUGCCGUUGCGGACCUCCUUCGCCACUGUUUUCGGCCACUAUGUAGCUUAACGGAAAACAAAGACCAAUCCCGUGUUUCCUCAGGCCGCCCUGGACUUCGUUUUUCACUAGCUCGUAGCUCAACAGCUGCAGUUGCCUAGUAGAUAUUAAAAUGAAUCUGCCACCAUCUCACUCGCGGCAGCGUCCAUCCAAUGCCUCUCCAUCGCCGGUAACUAUCCCCAACGACCUCAUCGUCGAAUUACUCUCCUUACUUCCUGUGAAAUCUGUUAUGCGAAUGAGAUGCGUCAGUAAGUUCUGUAACUCCCUCUAUACUGAUCCUAUCUUUGUUAAAUUACACCUUCACCGAUCUCCACAAGAUCCUCACCUUGCACUUAUCACUAACAGUCCCUCUGAGACAGCCAGACUCGUACCUUUCCCGGUAAACAAUUUACUAGAGAACUCUCCGAUCACCCUUACCGAUGACCCUUCAUACGUUAUCAACAACUAUUUCUACCCAUUGGAACUCAUCCACCAGGUGAUUGGUUCAUGUAAUGGAUUGUUAUGUAUCCUCAGUUAUUCCGAUAUUAAUCCAUUCUUUUGGUUAAGUUUCUGGAAUCCAUCCACGAGAGCAAUGUCUAAACAACUACGGUUUAGUUUCGGUCUUUUUAUUGAUAAGUUUAUUGACCCUACAUUUUUCAAGUUCUCAUUCGGUUAUGAUAAUUCAACCAACAGUUAUAAGAUAGUGAUGUUAACAUUUCACAGUGAGAAAUUAAAGAUAGUUGAGGCAAGAGUUUUCAGUUUGCGUGAUAAUGUUUGGAGAGAAAUUCAAAAUUUCCCGGCAGUUCCUUUUCAGUUGAUAAGAUUUCGCCCUCAGGUGAAUGAAGGAGUGUACUUGAAUGGAACUCUUAAUUGGUUGGCUAUUUUUUAUUUCAAAGUUACUUGUGGUGAAGUGAUUAUUUCGCUUGAUCUGAAAACUGAGACAUACAGGCAGAUACAGGUGCCUUCUGGUUUGGAGGAGAUUCAUUAUGUUUAUUCAACUAUCGGUGUAUUGAUGAACUGUCUCAGUUUUUCGCAUCAUCUUCAUCAAACUCAUUUUGUAAUAUGGCGAAUGAUGGACUUCGGAGUUGAAGAAUCUUGGACUCAGUUCCUAAAAAUUAGCUAUGAAAGUCUUAAUAUCGAUCAUUACUUAAGGGACCACAUAUUUGAUUUGAUACCAUUGUAUCUUUCGGAAAAUGGUGAUUCACUGAUACUGGCUAACAGCUUAGAAGGUCAAGCAAUUCUCUAUAAUAUAAGAGAUAAUACUGCUGAGAGAACUAGAAUUACUAAUAAAAUAUCUUGGUUCUCUGUUAAGAAUUAUGUUAAAAGCUUGGCUUCAAUUUUUUGAAGAUAAGUUUUUCUUUCAUGAACUCAUGUAAGUUGGAUUAUGCAUGUUUGAUUAUUUUCUUUACUAAUACUUUGUCUGAGAUACGAUAUAUAAGUUGGAUACUUGUUCUAUUCUGUUGUUUCAUUCUCCUGACUAACUGUGGUCCUUUUGGAUUUUUAAAUUCCUAUUGCUGUAUUCGAAUAGUUUAUAGAAUAUUUUUUUAUAUUUUGA
This is a messenger RNA of Vicia villosa (hairy vetch), 2751 nucleotides long. Its product is annotated as F-box/kelch-repeat protein At3g06240-like. Lineage: Eukaryota; Viridiplantae; Streptophyta; Magnoliopsida; Fabales; Fabaceae. The transcript has 6 exons. The record is from RefSeq and is a predicted model, not a curated record. Gene Ontology annotation, molecular function: protein binding. Bases 1330 to 2541 code for a protein of 403 amino acids.